GCUCCGGCCCGAAAGAUCCGCAAAUUUCGUCCCAAACGAACCCCAAGUUGGAAAUUUCGCUCAAUACGUGGCCGACUGCCAUUUUUGGAUUCGUUAACGAACCUCCACGACAGAGCCCAUGCCCAUCUUUUCCUUCUACUAGCUUUCAAAAUGCGUAUACUAUACCUUUGGUAUCUUAUUUCUCUAUUUUCCCUUCUUCCCUCGGCAUUCGGGUCCGUACUCGCCAUCGACUACGGCACGGAAUGGAUCAAGGCUUCGUUGAUGAAGCCAGGGUUGCCGUUCGACGUGUUGCUGAACAAGGACUCGAAAAGAAAGAUACAGUCGGUCGUGGCAUGGAAGAAGGAUGAUAGGUUAUUUGGCACGGACGCCUUUAACCUGGCGUCACGAUUUCCUUCUGAUUCAUUUUCGUCAUUAAAACUUCUCCAAGCCGUACCAUUCCAGUCGGACGCCGUAUCCUACUAUACUACCAUCUCCACCGCUGACGUUGUCGAAACAUCGCGCAAGACUGUCGCUCUCCGGCAGAGCGAUGGAACCGAAUGGAGUGUCGAAGAGCUCAUUGCGAUGCAAUUAUCCUACAUCAAAUCUCUCGCUGAGACGCUUGGUGAGGAAAAAAUCUCCGAUGUUAUUGUCACCGUCCCGCCCUACUUCACCCAGUUCGAACGGGACGCCGUUGCAGACGCCAUCGAGAUAUCAGGCCUACGGACGCUUGCCCUCAUCAAUGACGGAACAGCUGUCGCGGUGAAUUAUGCCAUGACGCGCACCUUUCCCAAGCAGGAAUACCACAUCAUCUAUGAUGCUGGUGCUUCGUCUGUUCGCGCCACCGUCGUGUCGUUCAGCACUGAUUCAUCAUUGAAGAGUGAUACACCAGCGACGCACAUUGCUGUUGCGGGUGUGGGCUAUGACCGCACAGUCGGUGGUACAGAGUUGGACCGCCGGUUAAGGGAACUGCUGGUUAACGAGUUUGUGAGCAAGCAUAAGAGGGACAUACGCCAGGACAAGCGGGGCAUGGCGAAGCUGUGGAAGGAGGCGAGUCGCGUCAAGGCCAUCCUCAGCGCGAAUACCGAUGCUGUUGCGUCUGUGGAGAGUGUAGCCUUUGAUAUCGACUUCCGGACAAAGGUUACUAGGGCGUCGUUCGAGGCUGCUUGUGCGGACUUAAAGGGAAAGUACACCCAGCCAAUAUACGAUGCGUUGACAAAGGCAGGGCUUAGUCUGAAUGAUAUCACGUCUGUCAUAUUGACGGGAGGGAGUACGCGUACGCCCAUGAUCCAAGCUGCCGUGAAAGCUGCUGUUGGAGAUGACAAAAUUUCUCUCAAUGUCAACGCUGAUGAAGCUGCCGUGUUGGGUGCUGGUCUUCACGGCGCCAGCCUCAGUCGUCAAUUCAAAACGAAGAAUAUCAAGGUCCAGGACAUUGGUGUUCACGAUAUACAAGCGGCUUAUUUUGCCGCACCAGCAUCUUCCAACGCCAAGCCUCGUAGCAUAUCUACCACAAUAUUCCCAGCUGGAUCCAAGACGGGUUCCAAGAAGACAUUGACUUUGAAGCGGAAGGAGGAUUUCGAUAUAUACCUGGACUAUAAGACUGCACCUGCUCCAGGCUUCCCUACUCGCAUACUGGAAGUGGAAGUGUCGGGCGUCGCUGAAGCUAUUGGUAAUCUUACUGAGCGUGGCGCCAUCGACCCUGUGGUUAAGGCUACUCUGAUGCUUUCGGAAUCUGGAUUUGUUUCUGUCACCGAAGCAGUGGCCUUUGGGGAAAUAAAGGACGAGUCUAUCGCAGGAAAGCUGAAAGGUCUCUUCGGAGCCGGUAGCUCAUCGUCGUCCGACGCAGAGACGGAGACUGAAAGUGCCGCUGAAGCUCCCUCAGUCUCUGAGGCUGCACCUUCUACAUCGGCAGCACCCGAAGCGAAGGCUGAGAAAGUGGAUCUGAAAGAUUUGACGACCAUUCCUCUGAACCUGACUGUGCACUUCACAUCUAUACCUCCGAUGACUGUUGAAGAGAAACGGGUGGCUCGUCGAAGGUUAAGAGAAGUCGAUGUGGACGAGGCCGCGAAGAACCGCAAAGAGGAGGCCAGAAACACGCUAGAGAGUUACUUGUACAAACUAAGAGAUCUCCUUGACCCCGAGAACCGCGAUACGCCCUUCAAGGAGUGCUCACAAGACUCAGAGCGCGCCGCUAUCGCAGAAAAGCUGGAGGAGACGAUAACGUGGCUUCACGAUAAAGGUGAUGUCUCUGAAACGUCACAGUUCUUGGACAAGCGUAUAGCUUUAGAGACCCUAGAGAGGCCUAUCGUGCAUCGCUACACUGAAAUUGCCAACUUCCCUCAAGCACUAAACAACAGUCAGAUGUGGAACUGGAGCACACGACUGUUCCUCACAGAGGCGAGACAGAAUCUCACAAGGGAACUUGCGGAAGAUCUUCCGUCAAAAUGGACCAAGGAGGAACUAGAUGCACUAGAGAAGACGCUGAAGGAGCAUGAGACGUGGCUGAACACAUGGGUGGAGAAACAAAAAUCGGUCAAACUAAACGAGGAUCCGGUGAUCGAGACGACCGAGAUGAAGGCAAGAGCAAAGGUGCUAGAGCAGCAUUUGCAAAAGCUGUGGAAGAGAAAGGUGCCAAGACCGAGGAAGACGGCGACGACGACAGCUGAGAAGGUGGAAGCGACGGUGAAGGAGGAGGUUAAGGAGGACGAGUCGAUACCACGGACUGAUGAACAGCGGGUGCCGUUACAACCACCGGAAGAAAUACGAGAUGAACUGUAAUUUGGUAGAUGAUACUUAUCCAAUACCAGUAUACUUAGAGGCGCUAAUUAUUUCACUGAACGGUAACCAUCUAUGAAAUUAUGCAUCGGAUGAGGUUAAGU
This is a messenger RNA of Desarmillaria tabescens, 2855 nucleotides long. Its product is annotated as Hsp70 protein-domain-containing protein. The record is from RefSeq and is a predicted model, not a curated record. Gene Ontology annotation, cellular component: endoplasmic reticulum chaperone complex. The transcript is spliced from 7 exons. NCBI's taxonomy places the organism in Eukaryota, Fungi, Basidiomycota, Agaricomycetes, Agaricales, Physalacriaceae. Gene Ontology annotation, molecular function: ATP binding; ATP-dependent protein folding chaperone. The coding region runs from base 151 to 2754 and encodes 867 amino acids. Gene Ontology annotation, biological process: endoplasmic reticulum unfolded protein response.